This is a messenger RNA of Histoplasma capsulatum G186AR, 330 nucleotides long. RefSeq lists its product as uncharacterized. Lineage: Eukaryota; Fungi; Ascomycota; Eurotiomycetes; Onygenales; Ajellomycetaceae. The transcript is spliced from 2 exons. The record is from RefSeq and is a predicted model, not a curated record. The coding region runs from base 1 to 330 and encodes 109 amino acids.
AUGCUUGCUCGACUCCGGCGGAAGAGCAAGAACAAUCUUGGAGACCUCGCUUUGUCGUCAAGUGGAAAACCAACACAGGUAAAAUUCAACAUCUACAUAGGACUGCUUCCAUCGUCUCUUCCAAGUGGUGAUAAAGGGGAGCAAUGGACCGGUGAUAUCGGGAAGAAGGAAAACGCUGUUGGGGCGGGGAGAAGUUGCGGCGCAUCGGCGAGUAACAUGGGCAUCCUUAGGGUAAAAGGAUACCGGCAUAUUUUGAUUUUCGUCAGCCUGUUCCGUUUCUUUCUCCUCAAUGUCAUUCCGCCGAAGACUGAAGCAAAAGACGAAGCAUAA